Messenger RNA from Hibiscus syriacus, 2440 nucleotides. Its product is annotated as pentatricopeptide repeat-containing protein At1g77360, mitochondrial-like. Gene Ontology annotation, cellular component: chloroplast. The record is from RefSeq and is a predicted model, not a curated record. The transcript is spliced from 4 exons. The coding region runs from base 270 to 1712 and encodes 480 amino acids. Gene Ontology annotation, molecular function: protein binding. NCBI's taxonomy places the organism in Eukaryota, Viridiplantae, Streptophyta, Magnoliopsida, Malvales, Malvaceae.
CUUAAUUAUCGCUAUCCCUAACCCCAAAACCCUCGGCUGUGCAAAACCAACAACCCUUCAUCUUUUCCUCCUUUCUCUGGCCUUCAACGGCAUCAUUUCAAUUGGCAAACGCCUCUAGCCGUAUCUCGCAAGGAUAGCGUGGGUCGUUUUAAUAAGACAACUACUGGAUUGUUCGAGAUUAUUAUCAUCUUGUUGACCCUGUUAUUCCAUAGAGGACCGGAGGCUAUCUGAUGAGCAGGUGAAUUCUGAUUCGUGUUCGAAGUUAAAAAAUGAAAACGGUCAGAGUUUGCAUUUCUCAUGAAAUGUUGGGAUGGGUUACAUUGGUGAGAAGAUAUUGUUCCAGCGAAACAACAAGGGAUGUUUUAGUUACUAGCAAAAAAUUUUGUAAAAUCCUGUCUUCUUCUUCACCAGUGGUGCUUGAUACUGCUCUUGAUCAAAGUGGGCUAAGGGUUUCGCCUGAAGUAGUGGAGGAUGUUCUUAAGCGGUUCGAGAAUGCAGGUAUUGUAGCUUAUAGAUUCUUUGAAUGGGCCGAGAAGCAGCGCAGUUAUAUGCAUAGUGUUAGGGCUUAUCAUACCAUGAUUGGAUCUUUGGCUAAGAUUAGGCAGUAUCAAAUCAUGUGGAAUCUUGUGAAUGCGAUGAAGAGCAAGAGCAUGUUGAAUGUCGAGACGUUUUGUAUUAUUAUGAGGAAGUAUGCAAGGGUUCAGAAAGUGGAUGAAGCAGUUUAUACUUUUAAUGUCAUGGAUAAGUAUGGCAUGCAACCGAACUUGGCAGCGUUCAACGCCUUACUAAGUACUUUAUGUAAGACCAAGAAUGUGAGGAAAGCACAGGAGAUUUUCGAUGAUAUGAAAGAGCGAUUUGUUCCGGACUCAAAAACUUAUAGUAUUUUGCUCGAAGGAUGGGGCAGGGCCCCAAAUUUGCCCAAGGCUAGGGAGAUCUACAGAGAGAUGAUUGAUAUGGGUUGUGCCCCAGAUAUUGUGACCUAUGGUAUAAUGGUUGAUGUUCUCUGCAAAGCAGGCAGAGUGGAUGAAGCAAUUGCAAUUGUUAGGGAAAUGGAUUCCAAUGGUUGCAGACCAACUUCAUUUAUAUAUAGUGUUUUGGUCCAUACUUAUGGUAUAGAAAACAGAAUUGAAGAUGCCAUUGAUGCAUUCCUGGAGAUGGAAAGAAAUGGAAUCAAGGCUGAUGUGGUCGUGUAUAAUGCUCUGAUUGGUGCUUUUUGUAAAGUAAACAAAUUAAAGAAUGUAUAUAGGGUCUUAAAUGAGAUGGAUUCUAAAGGUGUGGAACCAAAUGCUAGGACUUGUAAUAUCAUUCUCAACAGCUUGAUAGGUCGCGGAGAGACGGAUGAAGCUUUUAAGGUGUUCCGCAGGAUGAUUAAAGAAUGUGAACCAGAUGCAGAUACCUAUACAAUAAUGAUAAAGAUGUUCUGUGAGAGAGAUGAGUUAGAAAUGGCGUUUAAAGUGUGGAAGUUCAUGAAAUUGAAGCGGUUUAUCCCAAGCAUGCACACAUAUUCAGUUCUCAUAAAUGGAUUAUGUGAGAAAGGAAAUGCUGCUAAGGCUUGUGUCCUAUUAGAAGAGAUGCUGGAAAAAGGCAUUCAGCCCUCGGGCCCGACAUUUGGGAGGUUAAGGCAAUUGCUUGUAAAAGAAGGGAGAGAGGAUGUACUUAAAUUUCUUCAGGAGAAAAUGAACCUCCUGAUUAAGGAGCCUUUAUUUGAUUGAAGAAUUUCGCCUUUUUAGUCGUUGAUAGUGCUGGAGAUAUGGAAUUCAAAUACCUGAUUAUCACAUGGAAAUAAGAGUACAGAGAAAUUUGUGUAGGUCUGAAAUUGAUAUCUCCGUGGAAAUGAAGCGAAUUUUUGAGACACUUCAAUAUUGUUUGAAGCACAAUAGGGAGCAUAUGCAGCAGCAAGCAGAGGAGUAACAAGCAAGUUCGGUUUAACUUGUGUCGAUGGACUCUAGAAACUGAUGAAGAUGGAGGAAGAGGAUUGGCACUGGUUUUUUGGGCGUACAUAUUGAUAUCAUGCAAGGCUGAGCGCAAGUUCGGGCUCCCUUGAUGCCACGGCUUCUUUCAUGAGGUAAAUGAACUAAUCAGCCCUCUUGGUGCGAGGAUUUUGCUAAUUUCUUUUGUUCGAUGUUGAAGAAAUCCGUCCUUGAGGGAGUCUGGGGACUUCUAGGUUAGGUAGAUUUGUGAAAUCUAUAUUUAAGAAGUCUGCCACCCUGAUUAUCUGAUCUUCUCACAAGAAAGAACAAGAGCUUAAGAGUGUUCAUUGAGAUCAGGUGAGUACAUGAUAUUAAGUGUACGUGAUGUUUAGGGAAUUAAGACUUGCGAUGAGUCUAAUUCCGAUAAUAGAUGACAUGAGUACAAGAAUAUAAGUAUAGUAUGAUAUGGUAUUUAUGAGUACUUGAGUAUGAUCAUGUAGUAAUGUGGUGCUAGAUGUAUAUGAGUAAAU